UUAAGAGAGAGUAAUUUAAAAUUGUUGAAUCCUCUAAAAAUGUCGCGAUUUCUGUUUCCCCCAACUUUUAAUCAGAUCGUAAGAACAAGAUCAACUUCAGAUCGUAAGUUCAGAACAAGACUACUGGCAGCUCGAAAGUUUAGGGAACAAGCAGCCAAUGGGCUUCUUGUUUUAGUCAUCUGGCUUCUGUUCUCCCGGCAUGUCACGUGGCUUGCUGAAUGAUUUCAAAUUGAAGUCGAAUGGCGCCAUUUUGCAGAUUGAUAUCCGUUGUGCCUACCGCUCAGUCACCACGUAAAUUUCUUCGUUGAGGUAUUAAAAUGGCUCGUACAAAGCAGACUGCAAGAAAAUCGACUGGAGGAAAAGCUCCUCGCAAACAAUUGGCAACCAAGGCUGCACGAAAGAGUGCCCCGGCAACUGGAGGUGUAAAGAAGCCACACAGAUACAGGCCCGGCACAGUAGCUCUGAGAGAAAUUCGUAGAUACCAGAAGUCGACCGAGUUGUUGAUCAGGAAGCUGCCCUUCCAAAGGCUCGUCCGAGAAAUUGCCCAAGACUUCAAGACAGACCUGCGCUUUCAGAGCUCGGCAGUGAUGGCCCUCCAAGAGGCAUCAGAAGCUUACCUAGUUGGACUGUUUGAAGACACCAACUUGUGCGCCAUUCAUGCCAAACGUGUUACCAUUAUGCCAAAGGACAUACAACUGGCCAGGAGGAUUCGAGGGGAGAGAGCUUAAUUCAACAAGCAAAUUUCAUCUUGUCGAUGAAUUCUUUGAAAAAACGGUUUUUUUAAAAACCACCACGAACACCAGCGAUUAUAUUUCUCCAGCCAGAAUACACACGACAUGGUCGACUCAAAUCAGUUUACUUCUGUUCAUAUGUGUAUGUAUACGAAAAACCUUCAAAUAUGUACAUUUUGUAAACGUGAAGAAGUAAAUUUAAAGCAAGCAUUAUCCGAAUGAAGGGAAUUUCUUAAAGAGGGAGGUUUUUUAACAAGCAAAUCUAUGAAUUGGGACUUCCACCAUAUCUAUGAAUUGUCAACCUAUCUGAUUUAUAGAGCAUUAAAUUUUUUCCUUCCUUGUUGGUAAGUCAUUCCAAAUUUCAGCACCAAGAAA
Rhopilema esculentum is the source of this 1106-nucleotide messenger RNA. Lineage: Eukaryota; Metazoa; Cnidaria; Scyphozoa; Rhizostomeae; Rhizostomatidae. The record is from RefSeq and is a predicted model, not a curated record.